Molecule: messenger RNA, 1116 nt
Organism: Ramularia collo-cygni
Lineage: Eukaryota; Fungi; Ascomycota; Dothideomycetes; Mycosphaerellales; Mycosphaerellaceae
Exons: 1
Coding region: 1-1116 (371 amino acids)
Source: RefSeq, a predicted model, not a curated record
AUGAUGUUCGGAUCCGUUCUGGCACACAUUCCAGCUGGUCGAUGGGCCGCCUCAGCAGUCGCAGAGACAGCACCUACUACUCCACCGCCUGCGACCGCGCAAUCUUCAGAGCUCCCUCAAGAACCAAACCAAGGCGCGCCAACCGAUGGCAGCUUGGGAGCACCAUGGCGAGAAGUGAGCAAGCCGAAGACAAAAUCUUCACGACACAAAAAACAAGUCGCGCGCACCACGGUCCUUGCCAGCAGCUUUGCGCCUACCCGUUCAUUGUUCCUCGAGAUGGCAGAGAAGCUGCAAGCGAUUGGCGAACAUCGUCUGCGUAUGUCGGGCUGGUACGACCAACAAGAGGACGAGGAGUUGGAGUACUUCUAUGUCUGGGACAACCGCAGCACUGUCGCCGAUGACGGAAUUGAGGACGACGACGAGGAGGAAUUGGAAGAUUUCUCUGCCUGGGACGACCGCAGCACCGUGGCGGAUGACGGAAUUGACGAUGACGAGGAGGAGGGUGGAUGCUACUUGGGAGUGGAUGGUAUGGAUGAGAUGGAAGGCGAAGAGCGCAAAAUAUCGAACGCCAGAGCCGAUGAAGACUCCGAAAGUGAGGCUGGAAGCGACACCGAAAGCGAUGCUGAGAGCGAAUGCGUUGAAGAACCUUCCGAAGACGCCUUCACCUGGCGCCCCCUUGACUGGGGCAUGGAGUACGAAACCACUCGCGGCAUCCUGAGCGUGGCCGCAUUUGCGGACCAUUACGCCAAUCUUGUCCUGCAGACCACUUCUGAAGGUCUCUUGCUCUCCUAUGGCCAUGGUGUCCAGUCGGGGACUGCAAGCGGCAUAUGGAACCACUGCAAGAGGAUGUACUGCAGUUGGAUCCGAUCACUACAUGCCGGCUGUGACUACCGUCUGGAAUACAACCCUCUGAUGACGGCGGUGUUUGAAAUGGUCGUGGGUUGGAAUAUCCGCAUGGCUUUGGGUCCCAAGCUGAAGAAGCGAGGGUAUGAGUUUGAGGCUGCGCUGGACAUCGCAUUCCUUCAGGAGGUUGCCGCUGCGGAGAAGCAGACGGAGCUCCUCAAGCAAAUGCUGCUGCUCGGUACGGAAGAUGAGACUGAUGUUCAUUUCGAAUAG